AAGAAAACACUGCACCUUGUUUACAAUCAGAGGAAUUGUAAAUGACAUGAGGGUGAGUAAUUGAUGGCAUAAUUUUCAUUUUCGGGUGAACUAUCCCUUUAAAAGAAUUAGGUCAAAAAUUAAAGAGACCGACAAACAUCUUGGCAUUGUUUAUUUUUAAGUGUCAGCUGUCAGUCUGAAGUCUGGUGUAGAUGAUGAGGGAUGGUUUGUCAUGAGAGUGUUUCGUUCUCGCAGAUGUUCUGUUGGGCACCAAGACACAGAUCUGUUUUAUUUCCGAAGUCUGUAUUUAUGUGAAUAAAGAUCAGCUGAUCUGUCUCUCUCUCUAUCUCUCGAGCUCAUUAAUCACAAUCUGUCUGUGCACACAUGGAUCAUUUGUUUUGGGCAAUCACAAAGCCUCCUCUCUGACAUGAAUAUUCAAAGCCUCACAGUGUCUGAGCAUAGCUGAUUACCCGAUGCCACUGAGCCGAGAUGAUGGGAGACAAAUCAGGCUGCAGGUGAUGAAAAAAGAGGAGCAUGCAGUUAGAAGACAGUGAAAGUGGAAAGAAGAGACCUGUGUCUUGGUGGCCAGUGGCCGAUCUGUUGAAUGGCUUUGUGUGUGUCAUUCACUCGACUGAAAAUAAUGUGACUAGGGAUGGGGAUCACAGGAAAUAUAAUGGUUUUGGUUCCUUUAACUAUAUAAAAUGUACUAUAACAAUUCAGUAAGUGAAUUGUUCGGUGAGUUCAAACCCAUUAUAAACCCAUGAGUUGAAGACUGAUUUGAGAGUUGUUUUGGCUGAUUGAUUAAAAAUAGCUGAGUCAUUCACACCUACACUGGUUACAUUGUACUUGAUGUUUUUGAUGUUACAUGCAACCAGCAAGGACAAUGCAAUAUGAAUGUGUAGUCUAUUGUUGUUGUAUUAUUUUGUAUACACUCUUAAAAAUAAACAUUCUUUAUUGUUAUCUAUGGGGAAGAACCUUUGCCAUCCAUGAAACAAGUGGAAAAAAAGGUUCUUUUAAGAACUGUUCACUGAAGGUUCUUUGAGGAUCCCAAAAUUGUUCUUCUAUGGAAUCACUGCAAAAACUCUCUUUUGUAAUCUCUAUUUUUAAGAGCGUAGCUCAAAUUCAAUUUAGACUGCAACCUCACAACCAACUCUAGAUGGGAUCUUUUGACACUCAAGUAUUGUUAAUGGAACCAAAUAUCUUGAAAUUUUGCAGUGCAAAUACUUGAUUCCCAACCCUAGAUGUGACGCCCCUGAGAUAGUUUGGGGUAAAACAGUGAUUCAUGUCAGAUCAUUUUACUAAUGAGAUGUCUUCAUUGGGUUAUUUCCCCUCUCUUAAUUUCUUCAUCUGUCCUUCAUCUUCCUGUGCUCUCUCUUUUUUAUCUCAAUUUUGCUAUUGGUUCCCAAAUUUCUCUUCUGCUAUCCUCAUUUUUUUUUUCCUUUUGACCUUUUUGGUGUGCUUUCUCUCUGCCUGGACCUCUCUUUCUCUCUCAGGACGUGGAUAAGACACAGACAGAAAUCAUGCGUCAUCACACCAGUAUCAGCGAGCUCAAGCGGAGCUUCAUGGAGUCGGUGCCCGAGCCCAGGCCCAGCGAGUGGGACAAGCGUCUGUCCACCAACUCGCCCUUCCGGACCGCCAGCAUCAACGGCCAGCUGCAGCCCGACGUGAAGACGCCUCCUCUCCUACCCGUACACAGAGUAGCGGGGGGUAUAUCGGAGUCUUGUCCUGGAUCGCAGUCUUGUCCUCCUCCACUUUCAUCCAUAGCUCCAUCUCCACCUCGAUCCUCCUCCUCUCCACAAGCAGGAGUGUCUAGAAGCACCCAGAGAGGGGCGCGUUCUCUCGCCCCGCGGCCCUCCUCUGCUGAGGCCUAUUACAUCAUGUACCAGUCUCAGACCUGAACACACUAAACUGCCAUAUCACACACUCCUUUCAAUUCAAAAUGAAUUCCAAUUCAAAUUCUCUUAUUCUCUCAAAGUCUGUCUAAACAGCGUGCACUUGUAUUUAAAAUUCAGUGUCUGUUUUGUUACUCAAUAGAUUUCAGAAGCACAUGUCCAGCAUUGAACGUCUCUGUGUUAGCUCUAGACAUGGACUUUGUAAGGAAUAGGCCUGUCAAAAUGGCUGAAAAACUACAUUUGAAUU
Molecule: messenger RNA, 2118 nt
Organism: Sinocyclocheilus grahami
Lineage: Eukaryota; Metazoa; Chordata; Actinopteri; Cypriniformes; Cyprinidae
Product: band 4.1-like protein 2
Exons: 3
Coding region: 1500-1877 (125 amino acids)
Biological process (GO): cortical actin cytoskeleton organization
Cellular component (GO): cytoskeleton
Molecular function (GO): cytoskeletal protein binding
Source: RefSeq, a predicted model, not a curated record